Molecule: messenger RNA, 2365 nt
Organism: Menidia menidia (Atlantic silverside)
Lineage: Eukaryota; Metazoa; Chordata; Actinopteri; Atheriniformes; Atherinopsidae
Source: the annotation of a GenBank genome assembly
GCAGAUCCGCCUGUGUGGGAAGGGAAAAGACGGGACUCUCGGGUUUAGUGAUCACCUCUCCGAGGGAAGUCACUGAGCUCUCCGUGGGGGUCUGCCGUGACUAACGAGAGUAAGUCACCGAACAUAGAAGAAUACCCUCACCGACUUUUCAGCUGCUGGCCUCUGUCCUCCUUUUGAGGCUCUCCACUGUGACACCAUGGAUAUUGGUGGCCUUACAACAGUGGUGGCCAACUCGGCUUACAUCUCUGCCCGUGGGAGCUUUGAUGGCACUGCCAAUCCUGCAGCCAACCGAGACAAGAAGUACCACUCCCGCCUGAAGCUGCCCCACAUCACCGUGUGUGAAGGCCUGCGGGAGACUCUGGACCUCGGCUUCCAGACCGUCUGUGUGGAUCAGCCCAUCGGAAAACGCCUUUUCCAGGAGUUCUUGGACUCCAACAACGAGUAUAAGGGCCCGUGUCGUCUGUGGAAGGAUAUCGAGGAGUACAACCUAGCUGAGGAUGACGAGCGAGUCAAGAAAGCGAGCAAGAUCUUGUCUCGGUACAUGGAACCUGAUGCAAAGCACUACUGCCCCUUUCUGCCAGAAAAUGGCAUCACAAAGGUCAAAGAGAAACACCAGGAGGCCGGGGACGAGCUUUUCAAGGAGACGCUGGAAAGCGUGAUGGACUUCCUGAAGGAAGUGCCCUACACUUUCUUCCUGGAGAGUAUGUUUCUGAAGAGGUUCCUGCAGUGGAAGUGGCUGGAAAAGCAACCCGUAGGGGACGACUGGUUCCUGGACUUUCGUGUACUGGGUAAAGGAGGUUUUGGGGAAGUGUCCGCCUGUCAGAUGAAAGCCACGGGAAAACUGUACGCCUGCAAAAAGCUCAACAAGAAGAGACUGAAGAAGAGAAAAGGUUAUGAGGGGGCGAUGGUGGAGAAAAGGAUCCUGGCUCGGGUUCACAGCAGGUUCAUUGUCUCUUUGGCCUACGCAUUCCAGUCAAAAACAGAGCUCUGUCUGGUCAUGACCAUCAUGAAUGGAGGAGACCUAAGGUAUCACAUCUACAAUGUGGAUGAGAACAACCCAGGCUUCGAUGAGCCACGGGCCUGUUACUACGCUGCACAGAUCAUCCAGGGCAUGGAGCACCUGCAUCAAAAGAAAAUCAUCUACAGGGACCUCAAACCAGAGAACGUGCUGCUGGACAACGAGGGCAACGUGCGUAUCUCUGACCUCGGUCUGGCUGUGGAGCUGGCAGACGAUCAGUUCAAGAUCAAGGGCUACGCCGGGACCCCAGGUUUCAUGGCUCCAGAGCUGCUGAAAGGAGAAGAGUAUGACUACUCUGUGGAUUAUUUCACUCUGGGGGUCACCCUCUAUGAGUUUCUGGCUGCGAAGGGGCCUUUCAGGACCCGAGGAGAGAAGGUGGAAAACAAGGUGGUGAAGAAGAGGAUUCUGAAUGAUCCUGUAACUUACCCGGAACAGUUCAGUGAAAACGCCCGGUCCAUCUGCGAGGGUCUGCUGCACAAGGAGGUCGACAAGAGGCUCGGCUUCAAGGACGGGACGUGUGAUGAGCUGAGGGCGCACCCCUUCUUCAGCCAGAUCAACUGGAGGAAACUGGACGCAGGGAUCCUGACGCCCCCUUUUGUGCCAGACUCAAAGACAGUGUAUGCAAAAGACAUGGAUAACAUCGGGGCCUUCUCCACAGUGAAAGGCGUGCAGCUGGAAGACAUGGACAAGGGCUUUUUUGAUGAGUUCGCCUCCGGGAACAUCUCCAUCCCCUGGCAGGAGGAGAUGAUUGAGACCGGGAUAUAUGGCGAGCUCACGGUCUGGGGCGCAGGUGGCACUUUACCCAACGACCUGCGGCGGGAAUCCAUCCUGGAGCAGCCACCGAAGUCCUCCACCUGCACGCUGUCGUGAGCGUUGAGGAGAAACACGAGCUGUUCACACCAGCUUUCACACGAACUCUCUUUUGUUGAGCACUUUUCAUGAGGGUCUGCAUGGGUUGGAUUCAGAUUUGAAGAUUUAACAUUUGGAUUCUGUUAAAUGGCCUAGCAGUUGUAUGACAUGAGACAUUUACAGUGACGUGGUAAUGUUUCUGCGCAACUUUUCUGCAGUGCUAGCCAAAGCUUGAUAGCUGAACUAUUAAAAGUAUCAUCGUCUAACAAAUCCUUAUUACUUGACCCAAUUAUUUGACCCGCUUUUUCCAGAUUUUUCUUCAACAUUAACCUAAAACCUUGUAAAAUAGAUUCUAGUGUGUAAAUAUUGAUAAUGUAACAUCCACAGACUUACACUUAUUAGUGUCAUUAAUAAAUAAUAAUUUAGUUUUUUGUAUUGGAAUAGUUUCAAUACCUCAGAAGUGUAAACAAUCAUGUUUACUACUGCAAAUAUGUUUUG